Molecule: messenger RNA, 1248 nt
Organism: Salvia splendens (bonfire salvia)
Lineage: Eukaryota; Viridiplantae; Streptophyta; Magnoliopsida; Lamiales; Lamiaceae
Exons: 3
Coding region: 1-1248 (415 amino acids)
Molecular function (GO): nucleic acid binding
Source: RefSeq, a predicted model, not a curated record
AUGGAUAUUGGGCAGCGGCCAACAAAACACUUGAAUAGCAGCAUCAAGAACAACAUGGUGCAGUUUCUACUCAAGCACAGCCAUGAUGGAGUGCUCGCAAGAGGGGCUGUUAUGGAAGCAGCAGAUGCAUUUGAAGUUAGUAGGAAAAUCGUGUACAGGGUAUGGAAGGCAGCCAAGGAGCUGAUGCAAAGGGGAGAACCUGCAAUUAUGCAAGGAAAGAUUAAAGGAUACCAUCAUGCUGAUCAAUUAAAAAUUGAUGAAGAAAAGGUUAGAAACUUAUCUACUCUUGAGAGAGCUUCACUGAGAAAAAUGGCUGUCAAAUUAAAUGUUAGCAAGAGCACAUUAGGUCAGUGGGUAAAGCAUGGUAAACUAAGGCCACAUACAAAUGCAAUCAAACCUGCACUCACCAAUGUCAAUAAGAUAGCAAGGGCCUCAGACAGAUACUACCUCUUGCCGGAUGAGGAUGAGCCAUAUAGGGCAUGCAAAUCCAAGAGAUUCAUAACCAAAGUUAUGUUUAUGUGUGCUGUCAGUAGACCACAUUUUGGUAUGGAUGGGCAGCCAACAUAUGAUGGUAAGGUGGGAAUAUUUCCCUUCACUGAAGUAAUGCCAGCACAGAGGAGAUCAAAGAACAGGCCCAGAGGGACCAUGGAAACCAAGGCAGUCCAUUCAGUAACAAAGGAAGUGAUGAGGGACUGCCUGAUCAACAAGAUUAUACCUGCAAUAAAGGCCAGGCGGCAUGUUUGGGCAAGUAAAGACAUCUACAUUCAGCAAGAUAAUGCAACCCCAUACAUAACAGCCAUGGAUCCAGAGUUUCAAGCUGUUGCCAAUUCAGAUGGAUUUAGAAUCCAACUGAUUUGUCAACCAGCUAAUUCCCCUGACACUAACAUCUUAGACUUGGGUUUUUUUAGAGCAAUUCAGUCACUGCAGUAUGAGAAACCAUGCAAGACUGUGGAUGAACUUGUGGGGAAUGUGUGUAGCUCUUUUGCAGAGCUUUCACCACAAACACUCAACAGAGUAUUCCUAAGUUUGCAGGCUUGCCUCACUGAAAUCCUCAGGUGCAGGGGUGGAAAUGGAUACAAAGUUCCACACAUCAACAAAGAUAGGCUACAAAGAACAGUGGGACUGCCCAAUCAGCUUGAGGUGGAGGAGGAUGUUGUGAGAGAGGUGCUACAAUGGCUACAAAUGCCAGAGAACAAUUAUGGGUCAGUGUAUGAUAUAGGCCACCUGUCAAGUGCAUUUGGCAUCUAA